Messenger RNA from Candida dubliniensis CD36, 300 nucleotides. RefSeq names its product Pga48p (gene PGA48). Lineage: Eukaryota; Fungi; Ascomycota; Pichiomycetes; Serinales; Debaryomycetaceae. The transcript has a single exon. Bases 1 to 300 code for a protein of 99 amino acids. The record is from RefSeq and is a predicted model, not a curated record.
AUGUUUUACUUUAUUUUGCUUAGUGUUGUUGCUGCUUCUAAUACCACCACCUGGUCUUUGGUUACCGAUUAUACAACAUACUGUCCUGAAUCCACAGAAAUUACUGUUAAUGACGAGGUAGUUACGAUAACGGGUCCUACAACCUUAACGCUAACUGGCGAGUGUACGCUUGAUUAUGUUGCUACGGUAGAGGCCGUGCCUUCGUCGGUUGCGAAUGUUAGUGUUAUAGAGUCGAAUGGUGCUAAACGAUUAGGGAUGGGUUGUGCUGCUGUUGCUGGUGUUCUCGUUGCAUUGAUUUAG